CAGGCGGCCUAUAUAAAGAUUGCAUAAGCAAGCAGCAGUAGCAGCAAGCGAAUCAGACUCGGAGGCGACUCCAUUAGGUCAUCUUCACUUAAACCCCUCAAUUAAAACAUCACACACACAUCAAUCAACACACAUAUUCGUAUCUCUGAAUUGUGGAUUGAUUAGUUGCAAUGGGAGGCUUAGAGUUAGUUUCAGUAGCUGAUGAAUUCUCGAUUGAAUUCAUGGAGAAGCGUGAACGAGAUUUGGGAAUUGAUAUCGGGAGGCGCAGGUUCUGGACUGAUGUCGCGCAUCGAAUCGAUAAUCAAGAAAUGACUGCUGAGGUUGUAUCGCUGUUAGUAGAUUUAAUCUUCAAAACUUUGUAUACAUAUGAUGAAAGAAGAUCAAGAAACGCUGUGGACAGUGUUAUAGUAAAAGCAUUAAGGGUGGAUAGUUUUAUGAAAAGCUUUGCAGCCACAAUUGUGCAAGUGAUGGAAAAACAGUCAAAGUUGCAGAAUCAUAUCGGAUGUUACAGACUUGUCAAGUGGUCAUCUCUUCUUUUAUGUAAGAGCCUGUUUCCUUCAAUAUCAAAAAAUGCUUUGUGCAGAGUAGCUUCAGCUCAGGCAUCAGUCAUUCAUAUUGUUAAGAUGCAAGGAUCUCUGCGUGAGCAAAGGGAUUGCAAGAAAACAAUUUUCAGUUUGUUCUCUGAGUCACCACAGAUCUACAAGACAUACAUUGAGGAACUUAAGGAUUCGAGGAUUCCUUACAAAGACUCUCCUGAAUUAUUGUCAUUUAUACUGGAAUACUCACACUCGAAGUCUACGUUUUUUGACCAGUGGAAGCCUGUAUUUCUCGACAUGUAUGUAAGAGUAAUUCUGAAUGUGAAGGAGAAACCCUCAGAAGGCCUAUCUGAAGCUUUCAGAUCCCUGUUUUCAUAUCUAUCGCAUGACGAAUUUAAGAGCAUUGUUGUUCCAUCAUCUGUUAAAAUGUUAAAGAGGAGUCCUGAGCUUGUGCUGGGAUCAAUUAACGUUCUCUUAAAAUCUGUGAACCUUGAUCUGAGCAAGUAUGCAAUUGAAAUUCUCUCUGUAGUACUACCACAGGCUAGGCACGCAGAUGAAGGAAGAAGACUUGUCGCCUUAUCUAUCAUAAAGUGUUUAAGUGAAAAAUCAAGUAAUCCAGAUGCCAUCGAAGCAAUGUUCAAUGCCAUCAAAUCUGUGAUUGGAGGUUCGGAAGGGCGACUUGCAUUUCCAUACCAGAGAGUUGGUAUGGUAACUGCAUUGCAAGAAUUGUCUAGUUCUUUGGAAGGAAAAUAUCUCAGCAAAAUUUCCCCCGAGAUAUGCAAAUUUCUUUUGUCCUGUUACAAGGAUGAUGGAAAUGAAGACGUAAAGCUUGCAAGUUUGUCUGCUUUGUCUUCUUGGGCAGCAAGGUCCACAGAUGUUAUACAACCAGAUCUACUUUCUUUCAUGGCUUCUGGUCUGAAAGAGAAGGAAGCUUUACGAAGGGGUCAUCUUCGUUGCAUACUGGGUGUGACUAAGAAUGUUGACGCAAUUUUGAGGUUAUCCCCCUUGGUGGGACCUCUCCUCUUGCUUGUCAAAACUGGUUUUACAAAAGCAGUUCAGAGGUUGGAUGGAAUCUUUGCUUUGCUUAUUCUCUCAAAAAUUGCUGCGCUUGAUAUCAAAACAGAGGAUACCAUAGCUCAAGAGAGAGUAUGGUCGUUGGUGUCACAAAAUGAACCUUCCAUUGUACCUAUUACUAUGGCUUUAAAACUAUCGGUUGAGGACUGUCUGGCAUGCCUUGAACUGGUUGAGGUUUUGCUGGUGGACCAUUCACAGAGAGUAUUAGAGACACUUUCUGAUAAAUCCCUUUCUCAGCUUUUAAUUUUUUUCCUAUGUCAUCCAUGUUGGGACAUUCGUAAAGUAGCUCAAAUUUCUUUAAAGAAGAUUCUUGGUGCUUCUCCACAAAUAUGUGAAGCUCUUGUAGUUGAGUAUUCGAAUUAUCUGUCUGUUGUUGAAGAAAAAGUUAUAUUGAUGAAGAGAAGUGAGACAGAAACUGCUUUGGAUACUCAAGUCCCUUUUGUUCCAUCUGUAGAGGUUUUGGUUAAAGCUUUGUUGGUAAUGGCACCUGAAGUUCUGGCUGCUAAUCCUAAUACACUUUUACGGAUUAUAGUCUGCUCACAUCAUCCAUGUUUAGUUACUACAGCAAAAGGAAAUGCAGUGUGGAAGAGGCUGCAGAAGUGUCUGCAAAGGCUUAGUUUUGAUAUUAUUGAGCUGAUCAUGGCUGACUUGGGCAAUAUAUGCAAGGGUUUGCUAGGACCUUUUGGAUUAAUGAGUUCCAAUCAUCUUGAACAAGAAGCGGCAAUACACUCUCUCUCAACUUUAAUGUCUAUAACACCUACUGACACCUACACAGAGUUUGAAAAGCACUUGAACAAUCUUCCAGAUCGCUUUGAGCAUGAUAAACUUUCAGAAAAUGAUAUUCAGAUUUAUCUUACGCCGGAGGGGAUGUUAUCUACUGAGCAAGGUGUCUAUAUUGCAGAGCUUGUUACUGGUAACAACCAAAAGCAAGCCAAAGGUCGUUUCCGGGUCUAUGAUAACGAUAAUGGCUCGGACAAUGGCGCCAGCCAUUCAGUUAAGCGAGACUCUUCAACUGCGGGGAAGAAAGAUGCAACUAAAUUAACAAAAAAGGCUGAGAAGGGAAAGACAGCAAAAGAGGAGGCACGUGAACUGCAGCUCAGAGAGGAAGCAUGUGUUCGUGAUAGGGUCUCAUCUAUACAAAAUACUUUAUCGUUAAUGCUGAAGGCUCUCGGGGAGAUGGCUUUAUCGAAUCCUAUCUUCGCUCACAGUCAGUUGCCCACCCUGGUUAAGUUUGUCAACCCUUUGCUUCGGUCACCUAUAGUUGGUGAUGCAGCCUUUAGGACCAUGAUUAUGCUUGCAAAAUGUAGUGUUGCUCCUCUCAAUAACUGGGCGCUUGACCUUGCUACUGCACUACGUCUUAUUGCGACUGAGGAAUCUCAUCGUUUGUGCAAUAUAAUUCCUUCGGAUGGUGACAGAGUGCCCAAAGGAGGACUAUUUUUGGGUCUUUUUGAAAGAAUAAUAAUGGGUUUAUCAGUUUCUUGUAAAACAGGCCCUCUUCCAGUGGAUUCAUUUACUUUUGUCUUCCCGAUUAUGGAGAGGAUACUCCUUUCUUCCAAGAAGACUGGACUUCAUGAUGACGUUCUAAAAAUACUUUUCCUACAUAUGGAUCCGAUAUUACCAUUACCGAGGCUUCGUAUGAUAACAGUUGGGUCAAGUAAAUUAUACUGCUUAAUAUUCUACUUCUUGUUGAGUAUUACUAUUAACAUUUAUGUUUCUUAUAUUUUUUGGCAGGUUCUUUAUCAUGUUCUUGGUGUUAUACCUGCUAAUCAAGCAUCUAUUAGUCCAGCACUUAAUGAAUUGUGUCUGGGUUUACAGCCAGAUGAAGUUGCACCCGCUCUGGCUGGGAUUUAUGCCAAGGACAUUCAUGUUAGACUGGCCUGCCUUAAUGCUGUGAAGUGCAUUCCAGCUGUUACCAGCCGCUCCCUACCAAGAAGUGUUGAAGUUGCAACUAGCAUUUGGAUUGCAUUACAUGAUGUUGAGAAGGCAUUUGCAGAAGUGGCCGAGGAUAUAUGGGAUAGAUACGGCUAUGAGUUUGGCAGGGAUUACUCUGGUCUUUAUAAAGCACUCUCACAUGUUAAUUAUAAUGUACGUGUGGCUGCUGCUGAGGCAUUGGCUGCUGUUUUGGAUGAAAAUCCAGAUACUAUACAGGAAUCUCUAUCAACAUUAUUUUCUUUAUACAUCCGCGAUGUUGGUUUUGGUGAGGAUAAUAUUGAUGCUGGUUGGCUUGGAAGACAAGGGACAGCAUUAGCCUUACUUUCUGUAGCUGAUGUACUAAGGACUAAAGACCUUCCAGUGGUUAUGACAUUCUUAAUAUCUCGGGCGCUGGCUGACAGCAACUCAGAUGUUCGUGGUAGAAUGCUAAAUGCCGGAAUAAUGAUUAUUGACAAGCACGGAAAAGAUAACGUGUCUCUGUUAUUUCCCAUAUUUGAGAAUUACUUGAACAAAAAGGCAUCAAAUGAAGAAACAUAUGACUUGGUGCGUGAAGGUGUGGUUAUCUUCACUGGUGCUUUGGCUAAACAUCUGGGCAAGGAUGACCCGAAAGUGCACGCGGUUGUAGAGAAAUUAUUGGAUGUGAUAAACACUCCAUCCGAAGCUGUUCAAAGAGCAGUUUCAGCAUGCCUAUCUCCACUUAUGCAAUCAAAAGAAGGGGAUGCACCGGCGCUUGUAUCUAAACUUUUAGAUCAGCUGAUGAAGAGUGACAAAUAUGGGGAGCGCCGUGGAGCAGCAUUUGGACUCGCGGGAUUAGUUAAGGGAUUCAGAAUUUCUUGUUUGAAGAAGUAUGGGAUUGCAGCUGUUCUGCGCGAAGGUCUUGCUGACAGGAAUUCAGCAAAAUGCAGGGAAGGGUCCCUACUAGCUUUUGAAUGCCUUUGUGAGACGCUUGGGAAGGUCUUUGAACCGUAUGUGAUUCAGAUGCUUCCAUUGCUCUUGGUUUCUUUUUCUGAUCAAGUUGUUGCUGUUCGAGAAGCUGCGGAAUGUGCUGCUCGUGCUAUGAUGUCUCAGCUCAGUGCCCAGGGUGUUAAGCUUGUUCUUCCAUCACUUCUAAAGGGUCUGGAGGAUAAAGCUUGGCGGACAAAGCAAAGUAGUGUUCAGCUUCUAGGUGCAAUGGCUUACUGUGCUCCUCAACAGCUGUCUCAGUGCCUUCCCAAAAUUGUGCCUAAGCUGACGGAGGUUUUAACUGAUACCCACCCUAAAGUACAGUCAGCAGCACAGACGGCACUACAGCAGGUUGGGAGUGUGAUCAAGAAUCCAGAAAUUUCUGCUCUUGUCCCUACACUUCUAUUGGGCCUUACUGAUCCAAAUGAACAUACUCGAUACUCACUUGACAUCCUACUUCAAACUACUUUUAUAAAUUCAAUCGACUCUCCUUCACUUGCAUUAUUGGUACCAAUUAUCCAUAGAGGACUUCGGGAGAGAAGUUCUGAGACUAAAAAGAAAGCAGCCCAAAUUGCUGGAAAUAUGUGUUCGUUGGUGACUGAACCAAAAGACAUGAUUCCUUAUAUAAAUUUGCUUCUUCCUGAGAUUAAAAAGGUUCUUGUGGAUCCAAUCCCUGAAGUUCGGUCUGUUGCUGCUAGAGCCCUUGGUUCUCUUAUCAGAGGAAUGGGAGAAGAUAAAUUUCCAGAUCUUGUCCCAUGGUUGUUAGACACGCUCAAAUCUGAUGGUAGCAAUGUUGAACGCUCUGGAGCUGCACAAGGACUGAGCGAGGUAUUGGCUGCACUAGGAACAGAUCACUUUGAACGCAUUCUCCCUGAUGUUAUUCGCAAUUGCUCUCAUCAAAAAGCAUCUGUCCGUGAUGGUCAUUUAACGCUUUUCAAGUACCUACCUAGGUCAUUAGGCGUGCAAUUCCAGAACUAUCUGCAGCAGGUCCUUCCUGCUAUAUUAGAUGGUCUCGCUGAUGAGAAUGAAUCUGUGCGUGAGGCAGCACUGAGUGCUGGGCAUGUCUUGGUGGAACAUUAUGCAACCACGUCGUUGCCUCUACUUCUUCCUGCUGUAGAGGAUGGAAUUUUCAGCGACAACUGGCGUAUUAGACAAAGUUCUGUUGAAUUGUUAGGUGAUCUUUUGUUCAAGGUUGCUGGAACUUCUGGAAAGGCACUUCUUGAGGGGGGUAGUGAUGAUGAAGGGUCUAGUACGGAAGCACAUGGACGUGCUAUUAUCGAGGUACUUGGAAAGGAUAAGCGUAACGAGGUUCUAGCUGCACUAUAUAUGGUUCGAACUGAUGUCAGUUUGAGUGUACGCCAGGCGGCAUUGCAUGUCUGGAAAACUAUAGUCGCAAACACCCCAAAAACUCUAAAGGAAAUAAUGCCGGUGUUAAUGAAUACAUUAAUUUCAUCUCUUGCAUCAGCCUCUUCUGAGAGGCGGCAGGUAGCAGGAAGAUCAUUGGGAGAGCUUGUUAGGAAGCUUGGGGAGAGAGUGCUUCCGUUGAUAAUACCAAUUCUAUCGAAAGGGUUAAAAGACUCUAGCACGAGCAGACGACAGGGUGUCUGUAUUGGUCUAAGUGAGGUGAUGGCAAGUGCUGGUAAGAGUCAGUUGUUGAGUUUCAUGGAUGAUCUAAUUCCCACCAUACGUACAGCACUUUGUGACAGUACGCCCGAGGUCCGUGAGUCUGCAGGUUUAGCCUUCAGUACUCUGUACAAGAACGCUGGCAUGCAAGCGAUUGAUGAAAUAGUCCCAACUCUUCUUCAUGCUUUGGAGGAUGAUAAGUUGUCUGACACUGCACUUGAUGGUCUCAAACAAAUUUUGAGUGUCAGGACUACAGCUGUAUUGCCACAUAUCUUGCCCAAGCUUGUCCAGCUUCCUCUUUCUGCCUUCAAUGCGCAUGCUUUGGGUGCUCUAGCAGAAGUUGCUGGGUCCAGCCUUAACUUUCAUCUUGGUACUGUGCUUCCUGCAUUACUUUCCGCAAUGGGUGAUAAUGAUCAGGAUAUUCAGAAGCUGGCGAGGAAAGCUGCCGAAACUGUUGUCUUGGUCAUUGAUGAGGAAGGAGUUGACUCUUUAAUUGGAGAGCUUCUUAAAGGAGUUGGUGAUAAUAAGGCUUCAAUUAGGAAGAAUUCUGCAUAUCUCAUCGGAUACUUCUUCAAGAAUAGCAAAUUAUAUGUGGUUGAUGAAGCUCCAAAUAUGAUUUCGAACUUGAUUGUUAUGCUCAGCGAUUCUGAUCAAUCCACAGUGAUUGUUUCUUGGGAAGCACUGGCAAGAGUAAUUGGCUCGAUCCCAAAAGAAGUACUUCCUUCAUAUAUCAAAUUAGUUCGUGAUGCUGUAUCAACAUCUAGAGAUAAAGAACGUCGAAAGAAAAAGGGAGGUCCGGUUCUUGUACCUGGCUUAUGUCUUCCGAAAGCCCUUCAACCACUGCUUCCGAUCUUCCUUCAGGGAUUAAUAAGUGGAUCGGCUGAGCUAAGGGAACAGGCGGCCCUGGGUUUAGGGGAAUUAAUUGAGGUGACAAGUGAACCGGCUCUGAAGGAGUUUGUCAUUCCCAUUACAGGGCCUCUUAUCCGAAUCAUUGGUGAUCGGUUUCCAUGGCAAGUAAAGAGUGCAAUUUUGUCAACGUUGUGUAUAAUGAUACGAAAGGGGGGUAUAGCCCUUAAACCUUUUCUUCCACAGCUUCAAACAACAUUUAUCAAGUGUUUACGGGAUAACACUAGGACUGUUCGUUCGAGCGCUGCUCUUGCACUUGGGAAGCUUAGUGCACUCAGUGCCAGGGUUGAUCCUUUAGUUGGUGAUCUUCUUUCUAGUUUGCAGUCAUCGGAAAGUGGAGUCCGUGAGGCAAUUUUGACUGCUCUCAAAGGCGUAGUAAAAUAUGCUGGGAAGAGUGUGAGUAGUGCUGUAAGAGUGCGUGUCUACAGUCUCCUAAAGGAUUUGAUAUACAGCGAUGAUGAUCAAAUUCGAUUAUCUGCUGCAAGCACACUGGGAAUAGUAUCACAGUACUUGGAAGAUGAUCAAUUUGUUGAACUGCUUGACGAGCUUACCAAGUCGGCCUCGUCUCCAGACUUUUGCUCCAGACAUGGGUCAGUGCUGACCAUAUCUUCCAUCCUGAGGCACGAGCCUUCCAGGCUUUGUGGUUGCACCUUGUUUUCAGAGAUUUUGGACUGUCUUAAAGUUGCCUUGAAUGAUGAAAAGUUCUCAGUUCGUGAAACAUCUACGAAGGCAUUGGGAAGGCUUUUACUCCAUCAAACUCUAAGUGAACCUUUAGUCACUAAUGCACAUUCAGAAAUUGUACCAUCUAUUGUAUCAGCCAUGCAGGAUGAUUCGAGUGAAGUCAGAAGAAGGGCAUUAUCCGUGUUAAAAUCAGUUGCAAAAGCCAAUCCGACUGUGACUAUGACCUAUAUCACAGUAUUCGGCCCUUCCCUUGCUGAUUGCUUAAAAGAUGCAAGCACUCCUGUCAGACUUGCCGCAGAGAGGUGUGCAUUGCAUGCCUUCCAAUUAUCAAAAGGGACAGACAAUAUUCAAACUUCACAGAAAUUCAUAACAGGCUUGGAUGCUAGACGCAUUUCGAAGUUCCCUGAACAUAGUGAUGACAGUGAAGACAGCGACAAUGACUUGUUAAUUGGCUGAUUUAUGUUUUAUUUUAUUAGAAAUUGUUUCACCUUUCAUAGGCCUUGCCCUGGUGAAAGUUUUACAGAAGUAAUUAACAGCCAGAAGUUUCCCAGCACAUUAUUUAUACCUAAAUUAGAACCCAUUAAAAUGAUAGAUCCCUGUUUUUCUCGAUGUAAUUGUUCAUGUAGAAAUUUUGAACACCGAGUGAUAAAAGGGGCGGAAAUUAGUUUGUCAUAGAAGAGAAUUAAUGAUACCGCAAAGGCCUUCUGUUAUGCUCUAGUCAUCAUGGAUGCGAUAGCCAAGUGUUGUGAUAUAAUUUGCUGGUGCAAUACAAUUUUUUGACCUGAUGAAAGUAUAUUACUGUGGUA
This is a messenger RNA of Daucus carota subsp. sativus, 8500 nucleotides long. Its product is annotated as protein ILITYHIA. Bases 171 to 8150 code for a protein of 2659 amino acids. Lineage: Eukaryota; Viridiplantae; Streptophyta; Magnoliopsida; Apiales; Apiaceae. Gene Ontology annotation, molecular function: protein kinase regulator activity; protein binding. The transcript is spliced from 59 exons. Gene Ontology annotation, biological process: regulation of translation; cellular response to amino acid starvation. The record is from RefSeq and is a predicted model, not a curated record. Gene Ontology annotation, cellular component: cytosol.